Strongylocentrotus purpuratus (purple sea urchin) is the source of this 3986-nucleotide messenger RNA. Its product is annotated as adhesion G-protein coupled receptor G7-like. The coding region runs from base 316 to 3924 and encodes 1202 amino acids. The transcript is spliced from 14 exons. The record is from RefSeq and is a predicted model, not a curated record. Gene Ontology annotation, molecular function: G protein-coupled receptor activity. Gene Ontology annotation, biological process: cell surface receptor signaling pathway; G protein-coupled receptor signaling pathway. NCBI's taxonomy places the organism in Eukaryota, Metazoa, Echinodermata, Echinoidea, Camarodonta, Strongylocentrotidae. Gene Ontology annotation, cellular component: membrane.
GCACCGUUUGAAGCCGACAAUCUCGGUAGAGAAUUCGUGUUCGCCUUCCCGCCAAAUUUCGUCGAAAGUCAGACCCAACCUACGAUUGGCGUCAUUGUGGAGGCCAUUUCAACCAACGUCACUUCCGUUACGGUCAAUGUGCCGUUGAGGAGUGUGGGUUUCAAUUUCACGCUUGAACCCGGAUCAGCACCCUAUGAUCUCGUGCUUUCUCCCGACCUUGCCACGACUGGGGUAGCAAAUGUAACGAACGCUACGGUUGUGGUGAAGUCCGAUCAAGAUGUCUCAGUGACGGCUUACAAUAGCAAAUUUAGUUCCAUGGCAAUGUUCACAGUGUUACCGAUCAAGCAUAUGGGUAAGGAAUACUUUAUCGCGACCCUUACGGAACCAAGAGGGGGUGUUGUUCUAUUGUCUGCAAUUAACGAACCGACUGAACUUAAAAUAGAAUUGACCGGUAGAGUGGAAUUUCGUGGUGAAUGGCAUUCACCGGGAAGUGUUAUUAUAUGUAGCUUGAGACCAUAUGAAACAUUAAAACUUAAACUACUGCACGACGAUAUCAUAGGAACAAGAAUUACCGCCAAUACGUCGAUUGCAGUGACUAUCGGUGGCAAUUGUCCAAACGUUCCUGAUGGUGCUAAUUUUUGCGAUCACAUCGCCGAACAGCUAGUUUCAUUUGAUCGCUGGGGACGUUCAUUUUUACUAAGUCCGUUCGCCAAUCGACUGUCCGGAUAUCAAUUCCAAGUUGUUGCCGGGAGAAACGAUACAAAGGUAUCAUUGGGAAAUUAUGAAAUAGACUUGAACAUGGGGGAGCACUACCUAGGAGAUAUUGCCAAUCAGAGCAUGACUUCAAUAUCAGCGACCAAACCAGUCAUGGUGAUGCAGUACUCGAAAGGUGGGACCACAGACCAAAGCGGGGGGGAUCCAGCCAUGCUGUUAGUCACUCCUUGGGAGCAAUAUGUCUCGCGUGUGGAAUUUCCUGUGUUAAACUUCUCCGCAGCAGGGAUCUCCACAGUCCAUAUCGGUGUGAUAUCUGAAUGCAAUGCGACUCAUAACAUCGAGUUUGACAACUACAAGUACAACGAGGUACCAUGGCUCUUCGAGUACGAUCUCGUCACCAGCGACAACCGAGUGAUUUGUAGUCGUUGGGUGACCAUAGAGGAAGGUAGUCACGAGCUGAAAAGCGAAUCAGCUACGCAAGUAACAUGUGCAGAAGAGACAUUGUUCACCGCUCUGGUUUACGGAGUUGGAAUUAGUGUACGUAUCGCUUACCUGUACAAUGCAGGUUUUGGACUGCAACCACAAACGUGCAUCGCUCCAAGUCCUGACCCACCAUACAAGGAGAUUGAAGUGUCGUGUGCAAGUCAGCGAAGAAUUAAUUGUUCUGGGAGCGACCCAUGUCAGAACGGAGGUACCUGGGAGAACAAUGCAUGUCAAUGUGCAGCCGGUUUUGAUGGUGUUUCGUGUAGUACAGCUAUUUGCCAGAAUAUCUCAUGGAUAUCUCCUCGUUUUGAAAAAGUCGAAUUUCCUGUGGGUGAAAACGGAACGUGGGCGAAUUCAACAGGAAUGUGUCCAUUCAACACUACUCAAGCCAAUGAACCGAUUGGACGGGCUCUGUGUUUUGGCGAUGGUAUUACCCAGAGCCAGUGGUAUCCUGUGGAUAAUUGCGGACCAUUUAGAAAUGUCACAGAUAUUCUCACAGAAAUUGCACAGGUAAUCGUAAGUGAAGAAAACGCAGGUGAAGUGAGCCAGCAAGUUGCAUACAUUACUUCCAACAUCGAAGAUAUCACAUCCGAUGACAUCAUGUUUGUGGCAGAGAUAACAUCAAACAUUGUGAAGCAAAAUCUUACUAGUGAAGAGGUAACAAAGUCUAUAACGAGUAUUGUGAGCAAUAUAGCUCAGGUAGAAACCGAAGAGCUUGAAGCCGCAGAGGAAGAAGGUGGGGCAAUAAGUAAGUUUGUCCAGGCUUUUGAGGAACAAAUCAAUCAUGUUCAGGUUGCCGAUGGUGGGAUGCUCAACAUUCAGCAGCCAAAUGUAGCCGUACAGGCUCAGAGUGUACUUGCUGACGACGUAAUGAGCGGUCUUGUAAUUUCGCUAGCUGGAUACAGUCUUUCUGACCUGACCAAGUCCAAUAUUACCAUCGGUGCUCCAACCCAAGAUGACCGCUAUGACAUCAUUGCUACCAGACCAGACAUCAUCGCUCAGGUCAACAUUCCACCUUCAGUUUCAUCCGUCAUUUCGUCCGCGGUCCCACUCUCAGGAUCGCCGUCGAAUGGCAGUGUUGAAUACGUCCGGGUCAACUUCAAUGUAUUUUCAUCUCCAGCUCUGUUCAUUUCAAAAUCAUUGCGCACAAUCAGUGCAGAUAAUGAAGGCUUCAAUCGAUCGGCUAACUCGCUCGUGAUUUCUCUCAGUAUUGGUCAAGGGAAAGUAGCAGCCUUGACCGAAUUCAUCAAUUUUACCUUCACUACAAUAAUGUCUGGAUACGUGAAUCCCAAUUGUUCAUUCUGGGAUGAGGAGCAGAAAGAUUGGUCCCAAGAUGGGUGUGUUCUUGUUUCUGGAAUUACAUCAUCUGAUGAGCGCUAUGAUGAGGAGAGAGUGCGCUGUGCGUGUGAUCAUCUUACCAACUUCGCUGUUAUAGUGGAUAUCCAUAGACCGGAGGAUUCACCCAUCGAGGCUUACAACAUCCUGACUUACAUUGGAUGCUGUAUUUCUAUUUUCAGUCUUCUUGUCACAUUGACAACCUACCUGUGGAACAAGGAUUUAAGGACCAAACAGACCAACCAGAUCUUCAUCUAUCUGUGCCUGACCUUGCUGUGUCUCUACACGACAUUUAUCAUCAUGAUCUCUCUGGAUUCUAUCAGAGAUUAUCGUGAGGUCCAUGCUGGACCCUGUGGGUUCCUGACGGCCCUAGUUCACUACUUCGUUUUGUCCUCCAUUGCAUGGAUGGGUGUAGAAGGGUACAAUAUCUACCUCACCAUUGUGAAGAUCUUCAAUACCUACAUCCAGAAUUUCAUGCUCAAGGCUUUCUUAGCUGCAUGGGGAAUUCCUGCACUAAUCGUGGUUCUUACCGGAGCUAUUGCUAGAGAAUCUUACGCCCGAGAUGAUCUAUGCUUUCUACAAUUCUGGGCUCAAAUCGGCGGUCUCCUGAUUCCCAUGUCCAUUAUCCUCCUCAUCAAUAUUGUCAUCUUCAUCCUGGUGGUUCGACAAUUGCUCCGGUCAGCCAACAUCACUGGCCGGGUUAAGAGAGAGGCUAAGGAAAAACGUCAAGAGACUAUCGAACGCGUCCAGAACGCGAUUUGCAUCUUGCUUCUGCUCGGUCUGACGUGGGUCACUGGAUAUCUUCUGUUGAUCCCGUCAUUCAGUCAGGUGGCUCAGCCAAUCUUCAUCGUCCUCAACUCCUUCCAAGGAUUGUUCAUCUUUCUACUGUACUGCGUCCGGAAGCCUCACAUCCGUAAGAAAUGGGGGCUAACUUGUUUCGACAAGUUCCUAAAGAAAGAAGCAAGCACUUCCAGCGGUGGGGUAAGCUCGACGGUGCCAUCCUCGUCACCUGGCAUAUUACGCAAAUUGCGCCCAGGAGCCACGGGUAAUUUCGUGUUGCCUACCAAAGACGACAAUCCCGAUCCUAUGUGUAUGUUCAAUCCGACCUUUGAUGUUAGCCAGGUUGAGGAAGGGGUCACACCACCUAUGAACAAAGAUAUUCAAAGUUCAACCAAGGAACUGAAGAAGGACACGGAUCGUGAUGCAACAAGCACUGAUGUCGUUCUUGAUGCAUCUGUCACAAAUGUCACUAAGGGAGGUGAUGGUGUUUCAUCCACCAGGGAUGCUGACACGGUCAGUGUUACUCUGGAUUCAACUGAUGCCACGAAAGCUACUGAGGGCACCGGUGAUGUUGCUUCCACCAACAAUGAUGCUGCCACCAGUAUCCUUUAGGGUGCAGAGGAUGGCACCAUACACAAUGAGAGGAUUGAUGAUGUUGCUUCUGUAACUUGUGA